Phanerochaete carnosa HHB-10118-sp is the source of this 458-nucleotide messenger RNA. RefSeq lists its product as uncharacterized. The record is from RefSeq and is a predicted model, not a curated record. The transcript has a single exon. The coding region runs from base 15 to 398 and encodes 127 amino acids. NCBI's taxonomy places the organism in Eukaryota, Fungi, Basidiomycota, Agaricomycetes, Polyporales, Phanerochaetaceae.
GCCCAUCAACUUUCAUGUCCUCGCCUCCAUCAUCCAACGCGGAGGAAAACCCGCCCUAUUAUAUCUUGGUAUCCCAGAGCCCUCUGCCGUCGGGUUCCACAGCAUCAAGGCCUCCAUACCAGUCUUUCACGCACCCUAUUAUUGAGUAUCAUUACGCAGAUGACCUGCCGCACGCAUUGCUCCCUCAGAACCCUCAGGAGCAUGUUCUCGUCCUCGACUACGAUCCCACCAGUACAAUAUCUCCGGUAGCCCAAAUCUUGUCGACAGAGCUUGCAGUAUUAAGCGUGAAGGCUACAGCAGCCCCCGCAUCUGGUCCUGCUACCGACGAUAGCCCGAAUCCGAAGAAGAACGGCCAGAUAUAUGUCAUCGAGACGACGCAAAUCCCUCUAGUCACGUAGGUCGGCACAGGUGUUCAGCAUGUGUUGAGAGUUCAUAUGGCUCUCUAGCUCGGACGAGUA